GACAAUGGUAGCGGAUAUCAACAUAUCCGGCAAUUUGACAGGCUUUAUGGGCCAUCAGAUUACUUGAACACUCAGCCAACCGGCGGGGGUUUAUCCGAAUUGGAACGGUGGAUUAAAGCAUUAGGACCCGAGACAUCAAAUACUAUGGACAUGAUGGACGUAGCCAAUUAAUCAACUCGCUUUUUGAGCUUUAUCGAAGGUGUAAUUGAUUGCUAUCGAGCUUGGAUAUCGGUAGUAGCCUGUGUCGUCUGGUAGUAGUGUGUCGCAAACCUGGAAACUUUGCCAACCACCAGUGCCAUUUACGCGGGUGGGAUUACAGUCAGAAUAUGAUUGAUAACAUCUAGAUUCUGCAACGUGAAAAGUGAACUUACAACGAUGGAUAAAUUAUUCCGAAUCUUAAUAUUUUCAUUUUCGAUGAACCAUAUCUUAUGUCAGUCCGAGAUGGCUGGGAAUGGAACAUUGAGUAACCAGAGAAUAGAAACAUCAGCUACAACACAGGGAAUUCAACAUGUUAACCCGACAGAUCCGCCUGCAAUCGCGACGAUUCCGAGUACGAGUACGAGCUUGAUCAGUGGCAUGAAUACGACAUCGAGUCCGAGCUCUUCAACGAACGUGGUCACGACGACAGGAAAAAGCCAAACGAAAGCAACUGGUACGACUAUGAGUACCACUACAAAGAAUACGAUUACUACAUCGAGUAAAAGUACGACCAAAACUACGAGCACUGCUAAGAUUACGACCCCUUCAGAAAGUGCUAGCUACUUAGGUCCAUUAUCAUCAUCGCAUCCAUUCAGUUCUAAUUAUCAAGCUGGAAGUUCAGUUGAACCGUGUGUUAUUGAAAAUGGCGGUUGUAUGGAUAUAUGCCUUCCCAUCGGCCUAGAUAGUUACGAGUGUGCCUGUUUGGAUGGAUAUAUCUUAGAUCCUGAUGGUUACAAUUGCACAGAUAUUGAUGAAUGUGAACAGGAGGGGAUAUGCCGAGAAAAUGAGAUUUGUUUCAACAGACCGGGUUUCCAUGUUUGUAUGUGUAACAGCGGAUACUCGCCAGUUGGCCAUGAAGGAUAUUGCGAAGAUAUUGAUGAGUGUAUAGAAAACCCUGAUACCUGUGGUAUUGGUGGUGACUGCGUCAAUCUGAUCGGCGAUUACCAGUGCCACUGUCGAACAGGAUUCCUCUCAUUCUUAGGAGAUGGAAACUGUGAAGACGUGGACGAAUGUGAAUUCACGGAACUUCUUCACAUUCUGUGUGGACCUAAUGCUGUAUGUCUGAACACACCUGGGUCCUAUGACUGCAUGUGUUUAGACGGCUAUGAGCUGGAUGAAAAUGGUUUCUGUGUAGAUUUCAAUGAAUGUGAGGUGGAAAACUUCUGCGGAGAGGGCGCCACCUGCGAGAAUAGUGAGGGAUCGUAUCUCUGUGUAUGUCACGACGGAUAUGAGGAGACAGUAGAAGGAUGUGGAGAUAUUGAUGAGUGUGUUUUAGAGAACAUUUGCCCUGGGAUCUCUUUAUGUGUCAAUCUACCAGGCAGUUUUAUAUGUGUCUGCCCAUCAGGGUACGAAGGCAACGUGACCAAUUGCCAAGAUAUCGACGAGUGUGGCACUGCUCAACACGAUUGUCAUAUUUUUGCUAGAUGUGGAAACAUCAUUGGUUCAUUCUUCUGUCAAUGUUAUGCUGGUUUCCAUGGUAAUGGGAAACAUUGCGAUGAUGCUGAUGAAUGUGCCAUUGACAAUGGAGGAUGUGAACAUAUCUGUACCAAUGCACCUGGUACCUAUAGCUGCGAGUGUCGAAGAGGAUAUGAGGUAGAUAGAUACGAUCAUUCACAAUGUUUAGAUAAGAAUGAAUGUGAGCUCAACGACAAUCUCUGCCAGCAACAUUGUGUCAAUAUCGAUGGUUCGUACAGAUGUUCCUGCGAUGUGGGAUACCAGCUUCAUUCAGAUCGCUCGUCAUGCAUUGACAUCAACGAAUGCAACAUUAACAAUGGAGGAUGUGAGGAAGUUUGCACCAACUCACCCGGAACUUACCGUUGUGACUGUGGUCCCACCAGUGUCAUAUCACCAUCUAGUUCAUCAAGCUGUGUAGCAAUAACAACGUGUGAACAAAAGCAGGGUGGUUGCGACCAGGUCUGUCGCUUUGACCAACUAGGAAUCCAGUGCGCAUGCGGACCAGGUUACGUACUUAAUGAAGACAGACGAACAUGUGAUGAUCUUAACGAGUGUGCCGAUGCAAACGGAGGAUGUGAACACAAUUGUGUGAAUACAGUAGGAAGUUACCAUUGUACAUGUAGGAAUGGAUAUAUGGUCAGACCAAGAAACCGAUAUAGGUGUGACGCCAUCUGUGACCCUCCCUGUUUGAACUAUGGGAGAUGUACGGGACCAAACAAUUGUGUCUGCCCUGUAGGGUAUGGAGGAUCAACGUGUACUCCUACAUGUAACCCACCGUGUAUGCAUGGAGGGACCUGUCAGAGAUAUAACCAAUGCUCAUGUACAAGUCUCUAUACUGGAUCGUACUGCCAUCUACCUACUUGUGAACUACCAUGUAUGAACGGCGGUAAUUGCAUCGGACCAAACGAAUGUCAAUGCUCAGCAGGAUUCGAAGGAGAUCAGUGUCAAACACCUAAAUGUCAACCAGCUUGUGAAAAUAGAGGCAUAUGUUAUGCUUCCGAUACCUGUAUCUGUCGACCUGGAUUCUACGGACCUAGAUGCCAAUUUGAGCGAGCUCGAUGUACUAGACCCUGUCGAAAUGGAGGAACGUGUGUGGGGAUCAACAAGUGUAGCUGUACACCAGGAUAUCAUGGAUCAGUAUGUCAAUUAGUUGGUGAUGUCCAAUGCCGCCCUGCAUGUCAACAUGGAGGUACUUGCUUACCAAACAAUAGAUGUCGCUGUCCAUCUGGAACCACGGGAUUGAGAUGUGAGAAACGCAACUGUCCACUCCAAACAUUUUCUCAGACUUUACGACGUGGAUCAAGACGAUUCGUGAAGGAAAGCAAGCUUGAACCGUGUGGAACCUUUGGCUGGAGGACAUGCACAGUAUAUAGAACUGUGCAAAAGUACGUCUAUGAUACCAUGACCAGGGUCGGAUACAGAAUAUCAUGUUAACAACUUCAACGAGGAGGUAAAAGGUGAAGAUUGAUGACGCUCAACGCAUUGUUUGAAGAGAACGGGUUUUAAGUGAUGUAGCUGGAGAUUUGUGACGUCUAAAAAGAGAUUAUUUCAAUGUUGUACGUCUCUUGUUUAAAAACUGACUUGUAUUCUGCUUUUGUGCUGCCAAUGGAGGACAAUAAUCAUCAAAACCCUGCUGGAAGAAUACAGUGUCAGACGGUGUAAUCGCAGUGUGAUUACAAUAUUAACCAUGUGAAUAUGUAUCUUACAUUUUAACAUGUUCACAUUCAAACUGUGGAUACCUCUAAAGUGUGAGUUUUCACAGUGUGUGUCAACAGAAUUGAUUUUUUUGAAAUGCUAACGUGCUCAAAUGUAACAAUGUGAAGAUGUUUUCACAUUGCGUUCCGCACUGUGAACACUCUUGGAUACGCUGAGACACUAUAUGUGUUUUCCAAUAGGGAUUAAAAUCUAAACUUAAAUUUGUCUUAUCUUCGAUCGAUUUAAAUUUAUCAUGAGACCAGACUCACCUUAUUGUAAGCUUCUCAGAAGUUUGAAGAUUGACUUCACUAUGGUGAAGGUGUGAUAACUUUAAAAUGGAUCGUUAUACAGAAUUAAAUCAUGCAAGACAGACAAAUAUAUGAAACAGUAUAUUCAGUAUGUUAUUUUUUACGUCUUUCCUGAGUAUACAUCGUUUCACGAACAUUUAGCGUCUCAUUUCUCAUCUCUCAUGUGUCAUGUUUUUUUACAUCAUGUGUAACCAAGCUAUUUUAUAUGUGCCAUUUUUAUGUUUUUAUAUUGUAUUCUUUUAUUUGACAAAUGAGAAAUAAAAACGCUUGUACUGAAUUAAUUCAUUGAUCGCUAACUAUAAUUUUGAAUAUGGACAGUGGGGUAUAGAAGUAGUGUCAGUAUCCUGACUGCUUGCAUAUGGAGAGUAAAUCAUAGGCAAUAAAGAAUGAAAAGUUCUGUUAAACUUCAGUAAAGCUAUAUUUUUACAGUAGUUUUUAUGUUUGUGUAAUCAAAUAAAAAUAAUGCUUCAUAUAAUUUCGAAACCAUCCUACACCUAAUUGAGAAGAUACAAUUAGAUAACUUAACGGACAUUAGCAAUGAUAGUUGUUUUUGUGCAUGCCCUUGAAUUUCUUGUCCUGAAAUGGAUUUUAUGCCUAAAUUCUAACUGAGCAUUAUUUGGGUUUGAGCGAUGUUCAACAAUAUUCAACUGUUUUAAUUUUGUAUGGUGAUGUGGAAAUUUUUAAUGUCAUCAAUAAUCGAAUUCAACGUCAUUUAGGAUAAUGAAUUAUUUGCAGCCUUCGUUUGUUAACUUUCAUUCGUCCAAUUUGCAAAUAUCUUUCUUUGAUUGUUAAAUUUUCCCAUUCAAACUUUAUCUAUUAGAUUUUUUCAGAUCAUCAAACUAUCAUUUUAUGAAAAUAUUAUAUAAUUUUCCCUUGGUGCCACAUACCGGACUUAUCACUUAGAAUUGAUAAGAAACUGUAUGCUACAUAAUUAUGCAUAUUAUUUAUCUACUUUUGUCCAAAAUAAUUCAUCUUAUUUGUGGAUAAUCAACUAGCGUAAAUUUUGGGGAAGGGAGAAAUAUUCUCCCUUUUCUUGGGCGCGUGGCUCCUACCAUUUUGUUUAAUUGAAUUAAAUUCACCUUUUAUUGUAGCUUAAAUGCUUAAUUUGGCAUAAUUAGGCAUUAAAAAAAAACCCGUGAAUUUCUGGCUCGUUCGGUCUGCUUCCUCGUUUGGUUUACCUAAUUGAUUAUGAUCAAGCUGUGUGAACUUUUUGUCAAGGUUGUGUCUAUUGCAUCACAAUAGAGUGGUUAUAUUUCAUCGUUUUAUCAAUUAUGAUGUUUAUAAUUCAAACGACUUUUAAAUAUGGUUACCUACACAUUUUGUAUAUGCUUAAGUUGCACUUGCAUAACCAUGCAUAGUUAUUUUUUAUCCUGGCACAUUUGGAGAGAGGAGGGGUUGGUGCACAAAUAUACAUAUACUGAAAGAAAAAGGAAUAAUCAUGAUUAAAAAGUUAUUUCAGACAUGUAUGAGAUCGACUUGCCGUCGGAAUUCCUAGAGUAUUAUAACUCCUUUACUUUUACGAAUUUGUUUACAUUUUAGAUUUAGAUUUUAUUCUUUUCCGUUCAACAAAAUAAAAUCAAAGUAACAUGAUUACACAGGCAGUUCAAUGAUAUUACAUAAACAUUAAACGGGAACUAAAGUGAGCUGCAAUUAAUUUGGCUGUAAAACUAAAGUAUAUGGAACUAAACGGAGGGACUUGCCAAGAAAUUACUUAUUUAUUCAUUUUAUAUUAGAAUCUUAACAAUCUCUAAUAACAUAACGAUGGAAUAGCAAAAUUUCAAAAUGUGAAUUACCCUUUUUCCAGAAUUAUGAAGGCCUCAUCAACUUUUAUCCUUUUUGAUAUUAUGCAUUUUGUCCUUUUCAUUUCCAUCCAAAUGUGAUGCUAUUCACUAUACAUGUAGUUCUUAUUUACAAAACAUCAUUCAAGAAAUGUACUUAAUGGUGCUUAAGAAUCGCAAGAAUGCGGCGAAAAAAUAGCAACAUUUACUGUUGUCGGUACCCCUUUGAAACGAUUCCCUUUAUUUUGGAUGCUCCAGCAAUGUUGGUAUUUCAACUACUAGUAAAUAUAAUGUACCACCACCCCCUUCUUCACUCCUCUACCUGGAUCAGAUUUUACACCAUUGCUAUAAUCAUCAUUCCUCGAUUUGACGAAGGAAAGUAUCACAUUUUAAAACACUUUGGUAAAGAGAACGUGAGCAUGAUAACAAAUGUUUUGUUUAGUCGACCAAAAUGUAUAAUAAAGUGCUUUAUAGUUUA
Lytechinus pictus (painted urchin) is the source of this 5912-nucleotide messenger RNA. RefSeq names its product fibrillin-1-like. Gene Ontology annotation, molecular function: calcium ion binding. The record is from RefSeq and is a predicted model, not a curated record. Bases 376 to 3087 code for a protein of 903 amino acids. The transcript is spliced from 22 exons. Lineage: Eukaryota; Metazoa; Echinodermata; Echinoidea; Temnopleuroida; Toxopneustidae.